CUGUGCUAUUCGGGCCCAGUAUUCCUCUUCGUGGAGUUAAAAACUGGCGGGAAGCAAUGGAAUACACAAACAUAACAUCUAUUUUUUUUCGCAAGAUAAAUGCCUCAAAUACACAAAAUUUAAAACUUAUUUGAAUGGUUUGAAUUAUUCGUAAGCUCCAGCAAUUGAUAUAAGACAAGAUGGAUGAGAUUUCUUCACUAAAACGCGAGUUAAAAUGCUGGGAAAGUAUGUUCGAGAGGAAACAUGGCCGAAAACCAGACAAGGAUGACGUGAAUAACGCUUCCGAAGAGAUCAGAGAUACAUACAAAAAGUACAAACAUUUAAAGGAGCAAAACAUGAAGGUUGCUGAUCCCGAGAAAGAAAACAUAAAAGAAUCUGUGAAAAAGGCUGAAGAUGAUGAUGUUUUUGGGUCAAACCUGAACAAGAAGCGCACUACGACCCUCCAUUCCCCAGCAGUGAGGAUAAAAAGCGAAUGGGCUAAUAUCAAGCCUGUCAGAUUAUGCCAUGGCCAAAGACCCAGGAAAGCUUCAAAGGACAACAAUGAAGAAUCAGUUGAAAGGGAUGAAUUGAUCACAAAACCAAGCAAAUCUCCAUCGCAGUCAAGCCUUGAUUCUAGUGUGGAUGAGUUAAAAAUUCCCCUGGUUAAGAUCCUUUCUAAGACUCCUGGACCAAGCAUUUGCACUCCAAGUUUCACUGGAAGCUUCAAAAAGAAAUCUGCAAGUGCUAAUAUAUCAAGACUUAAGAGAAAAGCAUCCCUUUUCUCUGACAGCUUGAAAAAGAUAGACUUUGAUAUGGAUAAAGAACUUGAAAAUGAAAACAGUAAUAAAAAUCAGAGAAAGAGAAGCUCAGAUGACGAAGGCGCUAGUGGGGAAUUGGAUGGUAAACAUAACUUGAAUGUAAUAAAUUCAUCUAAGGUUACAAUGGAGCCAAAGGAUGAUAUGUUAGAGAUAAAUAUGGACACAUCAGUAGAGACAGCCACAGAAGGAAGGAAUGAAAAACACAUGCCAUCUGCAAGGGAAAUACUGCCAGAUUCAAAUGACAAUGAUAAAUUAAAUUAUAUAAUCAACAACACAAAAGAAGAUACCUUUAUUUCCCCAAGAAAUCCACCAGAAAACACAAGUAAGGCUUUUCCUGAGGAAAUCAAGAGGAAUAUAGAUGAAAGUGAGAUGGAUUAUGAUAAAGGUAUAAAUUUGAAGCAGGAUGAAGCUAGCACAAAUUGCUCAGAGGUUGCUACCAAAAGUAAAAAGCGAAAGAAGGAAGUAGAAGAUGAGAACUCAUCAGUGAAGAAAAAACUGAAAUCUGAGAAUUUGAUGACACAGGAUGACACAGGAACACCUGAAGAGCUUCAGUCUGGUAUCGAUGAGGAUGAGGAAGAUUCACACAAUGAACCAACUGACACAUUUGAACCUGAGAAAAUUAGGAAAACCUCAAAAGCAAGCUCAGGGUCAUCAGGCCUAGUUAGUGAGAACUUUCGACUUCUUGACAUGAAGCACAAGUCCUACCGUCGCCGUGGACAUGGGAUGACAGGCGGAGCCUACAAGCGCAAGGCUUAUGCCAAUAUCAUGAAGGCGAGGGGGGAGUAUGUCAGCAAGUCCAGCUGGUCCCGCAGGGGAGGGGGAGGGACAAGACGUGGAGGGUUUGGCAGUGGUUGGGGUGGAGGGCAAGCAGGCACGUGUUUCAAGUGCGGCCAGGAGGGACACUGGGCCAAGAACUGUAGGGGAAGCAAAGCUCAGAAGGAACUGCCUGAUGAAAAUGAUGAAAACUUAAAGGAAUUUGCACCAGAGGAUGAUGAGUUCCUCAAGAAUCUUUCAUUAGACACUGUCGCCCAAAUGGCUGCUGGAAUACCUGUGGAGACAGGUAACCCAAGUGAAUCAGACACACCUGGCACAAGUGAUGUCCUUCUACCCCAUCAAUUGCCACGCCCAGUCUAUGUUCCGCCCCCUCCCCCGCCAGCCAUUGAGCCAAUCUACCAGCCUUGCAAUGGCAAACCUCCAAAGACCCCACCAGAGGUGUACAAAGCACUUGGUCAGUUGGGUUUCUCGUCAUUCCGUGCAGGACAAGAGCAAGCUGUAAUGCGCAUUCUUAGUGGAAUGUCGUCCCUUGUGGUGCUAUCUACAGGUGCCGGCAAAUCACUGUGUUAUCAACUUCCCGCCUACAUGUACCACAAGCGAUCACCCUGUCUGACGCUCGUUAUCUCACCACUUGUCUCUCUCAUGGAGGAUCAGAUCACUGGACUGCCGUUUGGCCUCAAAGGCGCUUGUCUGCACAACAACCAAACGAAACCCCAGCGUCUCAAGAUCCUCACGGAUAUUACGGCGGGGAAGGUAGCGGUACUCCUGGUGUCGCCGGAGGCUCUAGUGGGCGGGGGAAUGGGCGGAAGUGGGUGUCUUCCGUCCAGUACCAAGAUGCCUCCUAUUGCUUUUGCGUGUAUCGACGAGGCGCAUUGUUUGUCUGAGUGGUCACAUAAUUUUAGGCCUUCGUACCUACGCGUUUGUAAGAUCCUACGAGAUCGUUACGGCGUGCAAUGCUUUCUGGGACUAACAGCUACUGCCACGCAAUCGACCGCUGACUCGGUCGCACAGCAUCUCGGGAUAGCUGACGCGGGCGCAGUAAUCCGUGGAGCUGCAGUGCCGCCCAACCUCCGUCUAUCCGUGUCACGUGACCGCGAUAAAGAUAAGGCAUUAAUCGAGCUCCUCCAGGGCCCCCGGUUCUCUAGGUGCGAGUCCAUCAUCAUCUACUGUACUCGGCGCGAGGUCACCGAGCGCGUCGCCACGCUCAUUCGAACCUGCAUGCAGCACAUGCAGCCAACAAUCAGACACGAUGACGUCAUAUCCGGUAGUGACGUCACGCCUGGGAAAAAGGGAGCCAAUAAAAAACGCAAAAAGCAGCCCGUCCGUGCACCGUUAUCCUGGGAGGCGGAGAGCUACCAUGCGGGCAUGUCUGCCGCUCAACGACGCAAAGUCCAGAAGCGCUUCAUGUCAGGAGAGCUGAGAGCGGUAGCAGCCACGGUGGCGUUUGGAAUGGGCCUGGAUAAGUCGGACGUCCGGGCCAUUAUACAUUACAACAUGCCCAAGAGCUUUGAGAGCUACGUGCAGGAGAUAGGGCGCGCAGGGAGGGACGGGAAGCCUUCACAUUGUCACGUGUUUCUUGACCGUGAGGGUCAGGAUCUUUGUGAGUUGAGACGUCAUAUCUUCUCGAACACAGUCGACCGAGUGACUGUUAAACGGCUGGUUAACCGCAUCUUUCCACGCUGCGACUGUAAGAAGCUGCAAAGAGAACAGUCUAAGCGUCAAGACCACCACAAUCAGACCCUCGCAAGAGAAGACCUCCGCAGGGAAAAUACGUACAGUGGAUCGGAUGGCGGAUCCGUCGCUAGAGAUGAGGGUCACCUUGCUGAAAAGGAAGGCGAAGGGGAAGCUGACAGACGGAAUGGAAACCAAACAGUGGAGUCACAAGCAUGUGCCCCUUCCUCGGUUGACCCCUCAGCAUUGGGCGUGGCCUCUGACUACCAUACGGAGGGUAUGGAGGAGGAUUUUCCCCUUGAUGAAAUCCUUUGCGGCGACCCUGAACAAGCUAACGUGGAAACAAAACAGCCGAACCGUGUAUGCGGCGGUCAUGAAGUUGCUAUAGUUACAGAGACAGCAGUCGAGGAAUUAGACAUGCGCGAGGAAAGCAUCGCUACGUUACUGUGCUAUCUUGAGCUGCACGGGAACCGCUGGGUCGAGGUACUGUCAACCGUCAAGUCCAUGUGCACCAUUAAGUUCUACGGUGGCUAUGCGCACAUGAAAGCCGUCGCAAAGCGAAUACCACCGAUUGCUGCAGCGUUAUUGCAAAGCGGGAGCAGCACAAAGAAACAGAAUUAUCUGAAAUUCUCAGUGGUCCAGCUGGCAGACAAAAUGGGCUGGGAUCUGGAACCGGUCUCUUCGGAGCUCAGAGCUCUUCAGUGGAACUCUUCAUUGGCCCCGACAUCGGACAUGGGGUCAACCGGACAGAGUGGAAUACUGGUAGAGUUUUCGGACCUAUCACUACGAGUGCGCGCGCCCGGGGAUCUAACAGACGAGGAACGUGAUCAGGUUGUGGAUUUCCUGGACGAUCGAAUCCAAGCGGAGGAGCGGACACAGCUAGAGCAGUUGACCACUUUGUACUCCUCCCUUAAAGGCGUAUCCUGUGGCGGGAUCGUCCAGUGCAUGGAUGAAAUGGACGAGGACGCGGACGUAGAGCUCAAGACGAUCAUCAAGAAAUACUUCGACGACAGAACAAAUGCGACUGAGAAAGCUCUCCGAGAUAUCCAGGAGCGGAGAAACAACCCUGACGCAUACGCGCCGAAACCGGAAAAUAGCGAUGACCUCGUGAACUGGGACUGCGUUUCACGUGACAUUCGGACACUCCUUGGCAUCCACCAUGAUCACUCGUUCACAGGCCGCGCUGUCGCGAGGAUAUUUCACGGUAUAGACAGCCCGUGCUACCCGGCGGCAGUCUGGGGGAGAGAUAGACGAUUCUGGAGAAAGCAUCUGAACGUUGAUUUCAACAGACUUAGAAAAUUUGCGCUUAGGGAGUUGCUCAAAUUCCGCUAGGACGCAUAUUGGUAAACAGUCCUUUUUUCCAUCAUUUGUUUUUCCAUCUUAUCAAAUCCGUACCUCCAAACUAAGAUAACUGGAUAUGUAGACACACUAAUGUUACAUAAAUAUUUAUCGAGAGAAGACAGCAACUCGGAAAUUGAGUUUAAAUUAAUUAAAUAAUUUGUUAUUUGUGA
This is a messenger RNA of Nematostella vectensis (starlet sea anemone), 4753 nucleotides long. Its product is annotated as ATP-dependent DNA helicase Q4. NCBI's taxonomy places the organism in Eukaryota, Metazoa, Cnidaria, Anthozoa, Actiniaria, Edwardsiidae. The record is from RefSeq and is a predicted model, not a curated record. Gene Ontology annotation, biological process: double-strand break repair via homologous recombination. The transcript has 16 exons. Gene Ontology annotation, cellular component: nucleus; chromosome; cytoplasm. Gene Ontology annotation, molecular function: ATP binding; four-way junction helicase activity; 3'-5' DNA helicase activity. The coding region runs from base 180 to 4574 and encodes 1464 amino acids.